This is a messenger RNA of Lodderomyces orthopsilosis Co 90-125, 3135 nucleotides long. It is a transcript of the gene PEX1, whose product is annotated as AAA family ATPase peroxin 1. Gene Ontology annotation, biological process: protein import into peroxisome matrix. Gene Ontology annotation, molecular function: ATP binding; ATP hydrolysis activity. Lineage: Eukaryota; Fungi; Ascomycota; Pichiomycetes; Serinales; Debaryomycetaceae. The transcript has a single exon. Gene Ontology annotation, cellular component: peroxisomal membrane; peroxisome; cytosol. The record is from RefSeq and is a predicted model, not a curated record. The coding region runs from base 1 to 3135 and encodes 1044 amino acids.
AUGGAUAAUCAUAAAGCUACAGUAGCGUUCAAGACGUUAAAAUCAAACUUGGUAAAUUUGCCUUCCAAUUUAACCAACUUACUAUUCACUGCCAAUAUUCAAGUCCAAGAUGUCAUUAUAGAAAUAGUCACACAACCAACACCAGGUCAACAACUGAAAGGGUCCAAUAAAUCAUAUGCUGGAUGGUCAGGUAUGUCUUCAUCUACAUUACAGAGUUUAGAGAUUGACCCUGUUUUUGCUCAAUCUUUGUCUAUUCCUGAUAAAGCAUCAAUUUAUAUCAGUUUGAAAUUGGGUAACUACGAAGCAUCAAAUAUAAACUUGGAGCCUUUAACAAGCUCAGAUUGGGAAGUUGUGGAAUUAAAUGCACAAUUAAUUGAAGACAAAUUAUUAAGUCAAACACGUUGUGUUGCGUUGAAUCAAAUCUUGGUGGUUUAUCCAAAUGCCACUACCACUGCUAAAUUGAUUGUUACAGAUAUUGGAUCCACCGUACACAAGUAUGCUAAAGUGUCUCCCUAUUGUGAGAUUGCCAUUGCUCCCAAGGUGAGAAAGAAGAGUGAAGUGGCGGAAACUACUAGUGUUAGUAGUCAAAAGAGUACAUCAAAGAAGGAGGAUUACAAUGCGUUACCACUGGUUUUGAAAAGAGGAAUUAGUUUGCCUCACAAGCUAUACAAUGAUGUUGAUGAUACAGGGUAUAGAGUGUUUGUAAAUCGUGCUGAGAUUCCAGAUGGUUUUGGCGCGUAUGUUGCCGUGUCUAUUCUUCCUGGACCAAACGAUUUAAAAAACACAUUGGCUAAUGAAAACGAUAUUAAGGAGAAUAAGAGGAUAAUAGCUGAGCUUGUAAAUUAUAAGGGUAUCUCCAACAAUAUAGGGUUAUCCAAAAGUUUGGCUAUUGCUUUAAAUGCAUACGAUCAAACAGGGAACAUUGUUGUUUUGAAACCAGCUGUCAAGGAGUUACCCAAACGUCCAACGACAUUCAUUAUCCAUCCAUAUGUCAUCAACUCAAAUAAAAAAAAGGAAGUGAAUCAAACUAAAACUGCGAAAUUGACAAAACAGUUGACUGAUGCAUUGUAUCCUCAAAUUUCAACAACUGCAGUAACUAACUUUGUAAAAAUUCCCAGUAUCUCAGGACUGUUACCUCAUGGUGGUGUUUUAAAGUUUCGCAAGAAUGACAAUUAUAACGCUUGGAUCAAACCCUACGAUCUUAAUAGGAAAAAACCGAUCAAGAUUGAAAUUGGUGAUGAUUUACUUCGCCCACAAUCAUUUAUUCAGGAGCCUCAACAAGAGUCAGCAUCCAAAGAAGAAGAUAAGCCUAUUGGAAUUGAAAAGACCGUAUCUGACUUGGUUGACUCGUUCCUUGUGUCUUCUAAUACGGGAACCCUAGUUUAUGGGAACUCGGGAAGUGGCAAAACAUUGUACCUCAACCAAAUUAGCAAUAUCCUACACCAAGAUCAUGGAUAUUUCAUAAAAUUUGUGUCCUGUGAAACUCUCAUGAAUGAAUCGUUUCAAAAUUUAUCCAAGAAUCAUAUUUUUAAAUGGUUACAACAAUGUUCAUGGAAUAAACCAUCAUUGUUAGUUCUUGAUAAUGUUGAUAAAAUAAUGAAUAUUGAAAUGGAGAAUAUGGAUGCGACAAAAUCCAAUCAAACUACGGAAUAUUUGAUUUCUCAGUUAUCAAAAUUGCAUAAUCAAGCAAAUUCCAACAUUUCAAUUCUUUGCUCUUCAAGUUCAAAAGAAAGUUUGAAUAAACUCCUACUUGGUUCACAUUUAAUUGAAAAUUAUUAUCAUGUAACUGCUCCGGAUAAGCCUUUACGUUUCCAAAUUAUUGAAAAGUAUUUAACUGCGGAUUUAAAAUGCAAAUUAGACGUGGACUUGAUGGAUUUGGUUGGUGAAACUGAAGGGUAUUUACCUAAUGAUUUAAAGAUUCUUUGUCAUAGAAUAUACCAUCAAUGUUUAUCCAACCCAGUCGAAGGUAAAGAAUCUGAGAAUGUUGUUGAGACUAAUCAUAUCGAUAAUGCGCUAAGUGGAUUUACACCAUCGAGUUUACGUGGUGUCAAGCUUCAAAAAUCAGGAACUAGCUGGUCAGACAUUGGUGGGUUAACGGAAGCUAAAAAGAUUCUUUUGGAAACACUUGAAUGGCCAACGAAAUAUGCCCCCAUCUUUGCGAAUUGUCCAUUGAGACUUCGUUCCGGUAUUUUGCUUUAUGGAUAUCCAGGUUGUGGUAAAACAUUGCUAGCUAGUGCUAUUGCAGGACAAUGUGGAUUAAACUUUAUUUCCAUCAAAGGGCCUGAAAUUUUAAAUAAAUACAUUGGUGCUUCGGAGCAAAGCGUUCGAGAAUUGUUUGAACGUGCUCAAGCGGCAAAGCCAUGUAUUUUAUUCUUUGAUGAGUUUGAUUCCAUAGCCCCCAAAAGAGGACAUGAUUCCACUGGUGUUACCGAUCGUGUAGUUAAUCAAAUGUUGACUCAGAUGGAUGGUGCCGAAGGCUUGGACGGAGUGUAUGUCCUCGCGGCUACUUCGCGACCUGAUUUGAUUGAUAGUGCAUUGUUGAGGCCUGGUAGAUUAGAUAAAAGUGUUAUUUGUGAUAUGCCUAAUUAUGAAGAUAGAUUGGAUAUAUUGAGGAGUAUAACUACCAAGAUGGAUUUAGCUGAUGAUGUGAAGUUGGAAGAGAUUGCUGAAAAGACCAAUGGUUUCAGUGGUGCUGAUAUGCAAGGGUUGGGAUACAAUGCUUACUUGAAAGCUGUUCAUGUGAGAUUAGAGGAAUUGGAAGCUAAAGAUAAUGCUGAACAAGACAAGGAUGUCGAUGAGACUGCCGUGGAAUUUUUCAAAGUUGGUGAUCAGCCGAAAUUGAAAAACACUGAGAGGGUGAAAUUGUUGCAUCAAAUUCAACAAUUUGUAGCUAAUGAAAAACUGGCUGGUGAAAACAACCAUCAACAAUCGAAACUGUCUCAUAUUGAACAACCUAAGGUGCUCAUUACUCAGGAUAAUUUCGUCGAGUCACUUAAAGAGACUAAACCUUCAAUUUCACAUUCAGAAAAAACUAAAUUAGCCAAGAUUUAUUCUCAAUUUAUUGAUAGUAGAGAUGGUAACAUGCCUGAUGGAAGUGCAAGCAAUGAAGUUGGUGGAAGAACUACAUUGAUGUAA